UCCACACCGGAGAGAAACCUUUCACCUGCCAACAGUGUGGAAAGAGCUUCACUCAGAAAGUAAGCCUUACGCUUCAUAUGAAAGUCCACACUGGAGAGACCCCGUACUCCUGCCAACAGUGUGGACAUCGUUUCACUGAGAAAAGAAGCCUUGAAAUCCACUUGAGAAUUCACAGCGGAGAGAAGCCCUACUCCUGCAGAGUGUGCGGGAGACGCUUCAUUCGCAGAGAAGACCUGAAGAGCCACACGAGAGUGCACAGCGGAGAGAAGCCUCACACCUGCCCUCAGUGCGGAAAGAGCUUCACACAGAAAGGAAAUCUUUCCACUCACAUGAGAGUUCACACCGGAGAGAAGCCGUUCGUUUGUGUUCAGUGUGGCAGCAGUUUCAGAAGUAAAGCUAACUUUAACUGCCACAUGAGGAAACACUCCUGAAACCUGUUGUGAAACGGUUCAAGUUUCUCAUGGAUUCGGUAUGCGUUGCAGUCUCAGUAAUGUCUGGUUUCCAGGGGGCUAUUUUUAACAUGGAAUUGGAAGUUUACACAAGAACGCUCUACUAUUUGUUAAACACUUGACCAAUUCAAUAUGGAGUCAGUAUUGACCUUGUACAGUAUUACAGUUAGUAGAUCUAAAAGGGUGAUUAACAGCUGUCCACCAUGUUAGUACGCAAAUGAGUGGUCUGAAAAUGAGCAUCGUAUUACUCGUGUUAAGACAUGUUUAACUUUUGAAGCGGCAACGAGAGCGCCAGCCCAAUCAAAUCCAGUUUACCAGCACAGGCGCUAGCCAAUCAAAUCACGUGC
Sinocyclocheilus rhinocerous is the source of this 796-nucleotide messenger RNA. Its product is annotated as protein krueppel-like. Gene Ontology annotation, cellular component: transcription regulator complex; PcG protein complex; chromatin. Gene Ontology annotation, molecular function: RNA polymerase II cis-regulatory region sequence-specific DNA binding; DNA-binding transcription factor activity, RNA polymerase II-specific. The record is from RefSeq and is a predicted model, not a curated record. The transcript has a single exon. Gene Ontology annotation, biological process: regulation of transcription by RNA polymerase II. The coding region runs from base 78 to 431 and encodes 117 amino acids. Lineage: Eukaryota; Metazoa; Chordata; Actinopteri; Cypriniformes; Cyprinidae.